GUGGGCGACAGGCUCCAGAGUGCGGCAGCGCCACCGGGGUGGGACCAGGUAAUGGAAUCCAGCUCCCCGACGAAAGGCCGUCAGCUUUCAGAGACUACGAGGAGAGGCCUGUGUCGCUGCUGCCGUCGCAGACACUGCUGCUUCUGCUGGUGUUGCGGCAGUUGCUGCACAUGGAACCGGUUGGCAAGGAAGAGACGGCGAGACGGCGUGGGAUGUAAAGUGUCCAGCAUCUCCAACCUGGAAAGCUCUUUAAACCUGGAGGAGAGGCUCACAGUGGAAGAAGCUGCCUCUUGGCAAUGGUCUUUCGACUCCAUAUUGACCAGUCCGGCUGGCCGGCGCAUCUUCAUGGAGUUCCUGCAGACUGAACACAGUGAAGAGAACAUGUCCUUCUGGCUCGCCUGCGAGGACCUCAAAUUGGAGCAGAGCCCAGAGCAGAUCUCAGAGAAAGCAAAGAAGAUCUACCUGGAUUACAUCUCCAUCCUCUCCCCAAAAGAGGUCAGCAUUGAUGCUGCCGUACGCGAGAGCAUCAACAACUCCCUGCCGUCACCCGGCGCUCAUAUGUUUGAUGAGGCGCAAGUGCAAGUUUAUGCUCUCAUGCACCGGGAUUCCUACCCUAGGUUCCUGAAGUCCCCUCUCUACAAAUCGCUGGAGCAGAGACUGACUAUGCCAGUUGCUGACACCUAACCCAAACACAGGGACCCCGGGUUCAGUUCUCAAGAUACCAAGUCUUCACACUGCCUACUGCUUGGUGACAAAAGGUCUUUGGAGGGUUGAGGUGUACAGAACAAUCUGUGCGAUGUGAGCCUAUUCCUCCAUCUGAUGAGUUGUCCCGUACAGCCGUGUACCAUUCCAUCACUGGCAUUUACGUACAGCAAAUUCAAGGACAUAUUCUAGAUCAAGGGAUGAGAUCACUGCUUUCCAAGGCAUGGAGCCCAACCAGGAUGUUCUAGAGCGCAGGUUUACUAGGAGCUGUUUGGUUCUAGAGACCACACUAGAGCUUUACGGGAUCUAGACAACAACACCUCUUAGUGCUGGAGGAUUCGAUAGGAAUUGUCUCCUAUGGGUAUGCAGGAUUCAAGAAUGUGGAACCAGCCUCUGAUGGAGGAGGGAUUUGUGGAAUAGGGCUUUCUAGCAUUCCCAUAUUGUGGUAGUUUUGUGACGGAAGAGGUCUGAGCUCUAGGACGAUGCCAAAUGAAAACAAAAACCUUCACAGACAUUUCCGAGUCAAAGUAGCCCUGUCCUCUCCUUACCACUAGACGUUCUCAUUGUUCAGCACUUUGGCUAGCAGAAAUGGCAUUGCCAUUCUCAGUCGCAACUGCAUGUCAGAACUAGACAAGUUAAAGAUAAGCAUGGAGGCCCUAAUAAGAGUUACAAGCAAACAGCUACAGGGGGGGGCAGGAGCUGCCUUUCCCUGCUUCAAAUAACCUACCCAGCCCCCAACUACAGACCCCCCUUUUUU
Molecule: messenger RNA, 1459 nt
Organism: Zootoca vivipara (common lizard)
Lineage: Eukaryota; Metazoa; Chordata; Lepidosauria; Squamata; Lacertidae
Source: RefSeq, a predicted model, not a curated record